AUGACAGAGUGGACUUUACUCAAACGUCUUCUUGAUGCUGUCCACCAUCACUCCACCAUGAUCGGACGCCUGUGGCUCACUGUCAUGGUCAUCUUCAGGUUGCUCAUUGUUGCUGUUGCUACAGAGGACCUCUACACGGAUGAGCAGGAGAUGUUUGUGUGCAACACACUACAACCGGGAUGUUCAACAGUGUGCUAUGACACAUUUGCUCCCAUCUCACAGCCUCGGUUCUGGGUGUUCCACAUAAUCAGUGUCUCCACUCCCUCCCUUUGUUUCAUCAUUUACACGUGGCACAACCUGUCCAAGCAGUCCCAGAACAGCUCUCAGAAGCUGGGGAAAGGACAGAGGCAUGGACGCCCUGCUGGAGAGCAAGCAGAAGGAAAGGAGGACUUUGACUGCAGCUGUGACUCCGACAGUUGCUCAAUCCAAUCCCAUAAGCAUCUAGGUCACAGCCUAGCAGAUGUGUUGAAGGACCUCGUUCCCCCAAACCUACAGAAGAAAGACCUCGUCAACAUAGUGCCCUUAAAGCAGGCCCAAGCAGGCUCCUACAAAGAGGGCUCUGUUUUGGUUCAAGUGGCCUCUUGUGGAGUUCUGUCCAAAUGUUACAUUUUCCAUGUGUGUAUACGGACCAUCUUGGAAAUUGGCUUUGUCCUGGCCCAGUGGAAGCUGUAUGGCUUUCAGGUACCAGUCCAAUUUCUUUGCACUUCUUCCCCUUGCAGUCAGCCAGUGGACUGCUACGUGUCCAGGCCCACUGAGAAGACCAUCUUCCUCCUCUUCAUGUUCUGUGUCGGAGUUUUCUGCAUUGUGCUCAACUUCCUUGAACUAAAUCAUCUGGGCUGGAAGAAGAUUCGCCAAUCAUUAAAGCUAAGGGAGAACAAGUCCUGUAGCAGCUGUCCAGGUAUCCAGAGUGGAUACAAACCUUUUCCUCUAGACAGCCCAUCUCUAACACCUUCUUUUGGCUUCAGAGAAGUGGCCAGCAGCAGCUCUCUCCCUACUGUGGAGUGUGUGGAGGGUCAGCAGCCUGAAUGGAGAUGUGCUCUGAACUUUAAGGAUGUGGAAGUGGAAGUCAGACCAGGACAAGCAAAGAAAACUAACUCACAGAGAGCAGAAAGGAGCAAGAGGGAGAGUGGAAUGUGCAAGCAGAGGAAUGCUGAGGUCUGGAUAUAG
Molecule: messenger RNA, 1167 nt
Organism: Cyprinodon variegatus (sheepshead minnow)
Lineage: Eukaryota; Metazoa; Chordata; Actinopteri; Cyprinodontiformes; Cyprinodontidae
Gene: gjd6
Product: gap junction delta-2 protein-like
Exons: 1
Coding region: 1-1167 (388 amino acids)
Biological process (GO): cell communication
Cellular component (GO): connexin complex
Source: RefSeq, a predicted model, not a curated record